AUGCGUUACACCAUUGCCAUCGCUGCCUUCGCCGGCCUCGCUGCCGCUGCCCCCAGCUACAACGCCUACCCAGCCUACCCUGAGGUUCCGGCUCCCGCUCCCUCAUCCGAGCCUUGCUCCACUGAGGUUCCUCACCCCGCUACCUCGGUCCCCGCCUACCCGGCUGAGACCCCCAGCCUUCCUCCUACCUACCCGGCUGAGACCCCCAGCCUUCCUCCCACCUACCCUGCGGAGACUCCCAGCCAGCCUCCCAAGUACCCGGCUGAGACCCCCAAGGUCCCCGUUCCCCAGCAGAGCCAGCCUCCUACCUACCCUGCCGAGACCCCCAAGGUUCCCGUUCCUCAGCAGAGCUACCCCGCUGAGACCCCCAAGGUCCCCGUUCCUCAGCAGAGCCAGCCUCCCAAGUACCCUGCCGAGACCCCCAAGGUCCCCAGCCCUGACACCACCUCUUGCUUGAGCUCCACUACCAUCACCGUCACCGUCCCCUACCCCACCGGUACUGGUGUUCCUCCUUCUCCCUACGUUCCUGGCAAGCCUUCUGUCCCUGUUGCUCCUUACCCAUCCAGCCCAGCUGGCGGUGCUCCCUACCCAUCCGUCCCUGCCGGUACCGGUGUUCCCCCUGCCGCUGGCACUGGAUACCCCACCAAGACCGGUGGCUACGUCAAGCCUUCCGCUCCUCCUGAGUUCAGCGGUGCCGCCUCCGCUCUCAACGUCGGUGGCUUCGUUGCUGGUGUUGGUGCUUUCGCUGCUUUCUUCUUGUAA
Molecule: messenger RNA, 762 nt
Organism: Bipolaris oryzae ATCC 44560
Lineage: Eukaryota; Fungi; Ascomycota; Dothideomycetes; Pleosporales; Pleosporaceae
Exons: 1
Coding region: 1-762 (253 amino acids)
Source: RefSeq, a predicted model, not a curated record